GGUCAAAGUGUGUUUGUUGUCUGUUUUAUGUUGAUUAUGUCGAGUAGCGUAGCAAGGGUAGUUUGAUUAGCGGGCGAAUACGAGUUAAGGAAGGGAAUAUGUCACUUUGAAGUUAUUUUGAUUUUGCUGAGAUUAUAUCUUUUCAAUCAAUUAUUUAGCAAGUGCUAAUUAUGUAAAUUGCCUAAGCAUAUCAAAUAAUUAAACCUGACUGCAAACUAUUAAAGCCAUUAAAAAAUCAAGCGUGCUCUAUUUGAUCAAGUUUACGAUAAGAUUCAGAAAGAACAGCUCGGAUUUUAGCGUCUUCCCACACCCCUUAAUGUGAGCAUUGCCUUCAUGCGAUUGUGAUUCGUGACCAUACAUUUGUUCGCUGAUUCUUUGUGUCAGUAUUACUAUAUAUGCAAACGAAUCGAGCAUUCUAAGAGAACAUCUCAGUAGCACAUCUCUGAAUUCUUAUUCUUAAAUAAAGCUUAUACAUGAAGAUAGGCGUACGUUAAUGUUAGCCUCGAGCUCGGUCAGUCAUCAAUUUAUUCAUGCUUGCUCGCUAUAGUAACAAGACAUUUGAAUUUGUUCCCACUCCCGCGUGAAGUAGCGGCCAGCAUAUGACCUACGCCAAUUGCAUCUCGACAUUCACCUGGCCACACCACUUUCAAUCAGCUCUAGAAUUGCAAAGUCAUGGAAUCGUCUAAGCCAUUUCUGGUUAAAAACAUCCUGGAGAUUCAUGAUGAAACGCCUGAUGUAGAGCAAAAUGACAUUAAAAGUGAAACAGAAGACACUGAGACGGACCAAGAAGUUCUAGAAAAAGUUGAAGAAGAAAAAGAAACGGCGCAAGACUCAACAGGAAGUCAGGUCAACAGAAGAAAGGUUCGACGCUGCUUCCGUGCGGAGCAAUUGGAAUACCUCGAGAGAUGUUUCAUGGAGGCGAUUUACCCCGAGGCCAGCAUGAGGAAAAGGAUUGCACAGGAAUUAAAAGUCUCCAAUGAUCGCGUCCAGGUUUGGUUUCAAAAUCGGAGAGCAAAGGCAAGAAAACAGUGGAAGCAACAAUAUUGUACUUCAGUUGCCACUGCGUCUAGAAGCUCCCCCACGAGUAUACCCAAGCCACCCCUUGCUUCAGGACUGCAUUUGAGGUUUGCCAGCCCUGUUUAUCAAUAUGGACAGCUUCGCCGUGACUUUCACCUACACAGAUACGAUAGACGAAACACUAUGGUCCCUUUUCCACCUUUUGAUGGCCAAAGGACACAGGGUCCUCCUCCAAUUCCGUUAUGUAGUUGUUGCCCUAUGCCAAGAUCAUUUGCACAUUUCAAGCCUUACGAGCCACGACUCAGCCACAGUCCAACGACUCCAUCCGGCCACCGACUCUGUCAAUGCUUGCCAGUGCGGCCGAGACCUACUUGCAUGCCAUAGGCUCAAGUGCGUUUGUGCUAUAACAAUGCCAAUUUGUGUUUAACCAUUCGAAAAUCUGCGAAGAACUAACACAUAAUGGUGCUAACCAUAAUUUCUCUAGAUAUGUCAGCAGAAAUCUCCCACUUUGCUACAUACAAUUUAUUUGUCACAGGACACAAUCUAUCAAAGUAGAAAAAAAUAUUCCAGAAUCUUGAUACAAGAACUUUUUAACUUGUAAUUAUAUAAAGUUGAUAACUGUAAAAUCGAUCAUGUUUUUAGCAUUCCAAAACAACGUUACCCAUGUAAAGAUGAUAGAAUAAAAAGAGAAUGCAUCAAUCAAUUAUUGUUUGUCUUGUCAAAAUGUAAACAUUAAGAGGUUGAACUGAGAAAUUUAUCUUAUGACAUCUUCAAGGACAUACACU
This is a messenger RNA of Rhopilema esculentum, 1802 nucleotides long. RefSeq lists its product as uncharacterized. NCBI's taxonomy places the organism in Eukaryota, Metazoa, Cnidaria, Scyphozoa, Rhizostomeae, Rhizostomatidae. Gene Ontology annotation, cellular component: nucleus. Gene Ontology annotation, molecular function: DNA-binding transcription factor activity, RNA polymerase II-specific; sequence-specific double-stranded DNA binding. Gene Ontology annotation, biological process: regulation of transcription by RNA polymerase II. The record is from RefSeq and is a predicted model, not a curated record.